GCCCUCAUAAAAAUGUCAGUUCACCCUUUCAUAGUUAGAUAUAAAGAAGCUUUCGUUGAGGAUUGUGUUUUGUAUGUAGCCAUGGAUUAUUGCAUAAAUGGGGAUCUAGGGAAAGUGAUAAAAAAACAUAAAGAAUUAGAAACUCCCAUCCCGGAGAAGAAAAUAAAAAGAUGGUUGUUACAAAUAAUUAUGGCUAUAAAAUUUAUACAUGAUAAGAAAUUAAUACACAGAGAUUUAAAAUGCAAUAACAUAUUUUUAGACGAAAAAGAACGAGCUAAAAUAGGAGAUUUUGGUUUGGCAAAAUUUAUAGAACAAACAGAACAAACAAAUACAUUAUGUGGUACUAUAGGAUAUAUGGCUCCAGAAAUUUGUAAAAAUAUAAAUUAUAGUUUCCCUGCCGACAUUUGGUCUCUUGGCAUUAUUUUAUAUGAACUUAUAAGUUUAAAACCACCCUUUAAAUCUAAUAACUCAAACAUGUUGUCAGUUGCACAAAAAAUAUGUGAAGAUGAGCCAGAUCCAUUACCAGAUAGUUUUUCUAAGGAUUUAAUAAAUUUAUGUUAUUGGAUGUUGAAAAAAGAUUGGAAAGAUAGACCUACCAUAUAUGAUAUUAUAUCUACGGAUUAUAUACAGGACGAAUUACAAUUGUUCAAAAGAGAAAUGUUGCAAGAAAGGAAUAUCCAAAUUUAA
Plasmodium reichenowi is the source of this 687-nucleotide messenger RNA. Its product is annotated as NIMA related kinase 2. The transcript has 6 exons. Gene Ontology annotation, biological process: protein phosphorylation. The annotation marks the transcript as partial. Lineage: Eukaryota; Apicomplexa; Aconoidasida; Haemosporida; Plasmodiidae. The record is from RefSeq and is a predicted model, not a curated record. Gene Ontology annotation, molecular function: ATP binding; protein kinase activity.